Molecule: messenger RNA, 669 nt
Organism: Spizellomyces punctatus DAOM BR117
Lineage: Eukaryota; Fungi; Chytridiomycota; Chytridiomycetes; Spizellomycetales; Spizellomycetaceae
Exons: 4
Coding region: 150-524 (124 amino acids)
Biological process (GO): mitochondrial respiratory chain complex I assembly
Cellular component (GO): membrane
Source: RefSeq, a predicted model, not a curated record
CAUUUAUUUAAACCAACUGGAAGGACGACAUGGACCGAGUUUGCCAACGACAAUCAUGUUCCGCCAACUAGCACGCACAUGGAAAACGUUAGACCUUCCAUGGAGAUCUCAAAAGCUCCACACAGAAAGGGUACGAUCUGAUUGGCAAUAUGUACUUUGAAGGACCGCCAAUGAGAGCUGGUACGGACCGAACGAGAAGGACAAUCGAGUACUUUGAUGGAAGGACAGAGUUUUAUGACUAUGAUCCUGAACUCAUCCCAGUGCAAUGGCAAUCUUGGUUGAGGCACUGCCGGGACGACCCACCUACACUCGCCGAACUUCGAGAAGCAGAAGCACAGCGGUUGUUGACAAUACAGCGAGCGGCCGAACUAGAUCGCAAGUGGGAGGAACGGAAAUUGGAACUGGAGCGACAACGAGCAGCCGCACUUCCAGCUGCCACCCCAGAGUCAUCCCCCACUGCUCCCCAUGGACAAGGUGACACGUUCGAGCCUGGUGCUUGGACGCCGGCUUCUAAACGCCGAUGACGUCCUACGUUGCCGUCCCAUAGUUCUUAUCAUCAUGUAGAAUAACAUAUCCCCUAAUGCAUGCCCUUAUUGUCACUCCGCGAAUGCGAGGUGUGUCGUCGAUUGUGAAGUAUGAUACAAUACAAUGCCCAUAAAGCUUCAGAUA